AUGAGUGUAUCCCUGGAGCACAUUAUUGGUUUCAAAGUGAGAGUUACCAACCUUUUGGACGUCGUGACUGAGGGGAAGAUAUACAGUUUCAAUUCGACCAACAAUUCCAUCGUCUUGCAAACAAGCAAAAAAAACCAAGCUCCCUUUGAUUUCAAAGUGAUCAAAUGCAGCUUUAUCAAGCAUUUGACAGUGGUUGGGGAGAAGCCGUCCGCUAACUCGUUCAAAAGGCAGUUCAUCAAACCCAGUGUUGUUCACGUCGACAGAGUCGAAGAACUUUUGCGGGACAAAAUUGCCGCCUCAGACAAACAGAACCUGUUGAGAGGGAGGGGUAUAUCUCCAGAGGGUCAAUUGAUCUUCGACCUGAUCUAUAAGACCAUCCCAGAUACCAAGUGGGUCGACAAGGAUAUUGUCAUCUUAGACGAUAUCGCCGUGGUACCACCUUACCAUACCGAGAACAUCACUACAAGACACGAGAACCAGUCUGUCUCCCUGAUUGAAAGAAUCGUUGAGAGAGGUUGGGCCCAGAUGAGAAGUAAUUCAUCCGAUAAUAACAGUAGAAAAGGUGGAUGA
Molecule: messenger RNA, 570 nt
Organism: Huiozyma naganishii CBS 8797
Lineage: Eukaryota; Fungi; Ascomycota; Saccharomycetes; Saccharomycetales; Saccharomycetaceae
Gene: LSM12
Product: Lsm12p
Exons: 1
Coding region: 1-570 (189 amino acids)
Source: RefSeq, a predicted model, not a curated record